AUGAUGAUGAUGAUGGUGGUGGUGGUGGCGCAUGAUGCUCAUCAACCUGUCGGGCUCGCUCUCAGCGGUACCGACGGGUGCUGCACCUCAAGGUGCCGUCCUGUACGGAGCGCCCUGCUGUGCCGCGAUAUUUCUUCAAGCCCGUGCCCCCCUAAAGUUCAGGUAAUAAGUGUACCUGGCCGCCACCCAGCCUGCUCGCUGACGACCUGUUUCCCACCACCCAUCCGUGCUCCUCCCAAGCCCGCCACAGCACGCCACGCAGAUUCCGGGCGGAAUCGCACAGCUAGCACGAGUCAAGCACCACUCGUCUGCCGAGCAUCUCAGACUCGAGCCCUGACGACGAUUGACAUCACACAAGGCCCCGGCGAUGGGCCAGCUGUCUGCAACGGUGCUCCGCCGUCUCGACCCCUGUUGCGCUCUGCACAGACAAACUCUAUCCCCGAGGCCUUGCGAGACACCUGCCAGGAUGACUGCUCUAGGGGUGCUCGAAAAGGGAAAUCGGCUGAUGUCGGACCUUGGACCAUCGCAGCCGUGCGCGCAGAGGUAGGGUGCCGGCCGGGCCACGGGGAAACGGCAUCGCGGAUGCGGUCUGAACAUCAUCGAUGCGGCCUCGGAGACGAGCACGUUGUCGCUUGCAGCAUUGGUGGAAUGAGCCCUGCGUCGUUCGAUCAGUGGGGACCUGCUCACACCUUGUGA
Messenger RNA from Purpureocillium lilacinum, 696 nucleotides. The record is from RefSeq and is a predicted model, not a curated record. Lineage: Eukaryota; Fungi; Ascomycota; Sordariomycetes; Hypocreales; Ophiocordycipitaceae.